Messenger RNA from Oryza sativa Japonica Group (Japanese rice), 2593 nucleotides. Its product is annotated as long chain acyl-CoA synthetase 9, chloroplastic. Gene Ontology annotation, molecular function: long-chain fatty acid-CoA ligase activity. Gene Ontology annotation, cellular component: membrane; endoplasmic reticulum. NCBI's taxonomy places the organism in Eukaryota, Viridiplantae, Streptophyta, Magnoliopsida, Poales, Poaceae. The record is from RefSeq and is a predicted model, not a curated record.
GCCGCAAACGAAUCCAUCAUCUCGCACCACGCAACGCCAACUCUCCACGCGCCGCCGCCCACGCCGACGCGAGGAGCACUCGCCGCCCGCCACCGCGCUCUCCCUCUCCCCCCAAUUCCAUCCCUCCACGCCACGAUCGCCUUCCGCAAGGUUUCUUCUUCAGUGCACAUGUGAAACUGUACUUCACCUCCCAUAUAUAAUUCAGUGCAGAGAGCAUUCUUGAAUAAGUAUGAACCCUUAUUUUGUUGGUCUUCUCGUCCCAAUUGCGGUAUCUCUUCUCCUACGGAAGAGGAGAAUGGUUGGGAAGAUGAGGGCACUGCCAGUUGAUGUGGGUGGAGAGCCCGGGUAUGCAAUCCGCAACUAUCGAUUCAAGCAACCGGUUGAAACUCACUGGGAAGGUGUCACCACGCUCGCCGAGUUGUUUGAGCAGUCCUGCAAGGAUUAUGUCAACAUGCCGCUCCUCGGCACCAGGAAGCUCAUCUCCAGGGAACAGGAAUCAUCACUAGAUGGGAGGUCCUUUGAGAAGCUUCAUCUUGGAGAGUAUGACUGGAAGUGCUACGCUGAGGUAUUCAAGAGUGUUUGCAACUUCGCAUCUGGACUAAUUCGGCUAGGCCAUCAGAAGACUGAUCGUGUUGCUAUUUUCGCCGAGACGCGGGCUGAGUGGCAAAUUGCUCUGCAGGCAUGCUUCAGGCAAAAUAUUACAGUUGUCACAAUCUACGCCUCCUUGGGAGAGGAAGCACUGUGCCACUCACUAAAUGAGACAGAGGUUACUACUGUUGUAUGUGGUCAGAAAGAACUGAAAAAAAUGAUUGAUAUAAGUGGGCAGCUUGACACAGUAAAGCGAGUUAUCUAUAUCAAUGAGGAAGGAAUCUCAGCUGAAGUUUCUUUAGCUCAAAAAAGCACUAGCUGGAUAAUUGAGCCGUUUGAGGAUGUAGGUAGAUUGGGAGAUACAGCACCUGUUGAUGCAAACAUGCCUCUCCCAUCUGACGUAGCAGUGAUAAUGUAUACAAGCGGUAGCACCGGAUUGCCUAAGGGAGUAAUGAUGACCCAUCGGAACGUCCUGGCUACACUUUCAGCAGUUAUGACCAUUGUGCCUGAAAUUGGUAAAAAGGAUGUAUACCUGGCCUACCUGCCACUUGCACACAUUCUUGAGUUGGCAGCUGAGGCACUCAUAGCUGCUGUUGGGGCUUCCAUAGGAUAUGGAUCACCCUUGACCCUGACUGAUACAUCAAACAAAAUAAAAAAGGGAACACUGGGUGAUGCUUCUGCACUCAAGCCAACACUGAUGACCGCUGUACCUGCUAUACUUGAUCGUGUUCGUGAUGGUGUGAGAAAGAAGGUGGAUACAAAGGGUGGUGUAGCAAAGCAGUUAUUUGAUGUUGCCUAUAAUCGUCGACUUGCCGCAGUCAAUGGAAGUUGGCUGGGUGCAUGGGGAUUAGAGAAACUCUUGUGGGAUAUGCUUGUCUUCAAAAAGGUGCGAGCAGUUUUGGGAGGAAAAAUUCGCUUUGUACUUUCAGGUGGAGCACCUCUAUCAGGAGAUACCCAGAGAUUUAUCAAUAUAUGCCUUGGGGUUCCAAUAGGGCAAGGGUAUGGUCUUACUGAGACAUGUGCUGGAGGAACAUUUUCUGAGUAUGAUGACCCAUCUGUUGGUCGCGUUGGUGCUCCACUACCUUGUUCGUACAUUAAGCUGAUUGACUGGUCAGAAGGUGGAUACUUAACAAGUGACUCCCCAAUGCCUCGAGGAGAGAUUGUCAUUGGUGGUCCCAAUGUAACUAAAGGCUAUUUCAAGAAUGAAGCUAAAACAAAUGAAGUCUAUAAGGAUGACGAAAAAGGUAUGCGAUGGUUCUAUUCUGGUGACAUCGGGCGCUUCCACCCAGAUGGCUGCCUUGAAAUCAUUGACCGUAAAAAGGAUAUUGUGAAGCUUCAACAUGGUGAAUAUGUGUCUCUCGGGAAGGUGGAGGCUGCUCUGAUUGUGAGCCCAUAUGUGGAGAACAUCAUGAUCCAUGCUGAUCCUUUCCACAGUUACUGUGUUGCACUUGUGGUAGCUGCACACAAUGAGCUGGAAAACUGGGCUUCGCAGCAGGGAGUUACAUACACCGAUUUCGUAGAUUUGUGCCAGAAGCCAGAGGCUGUUAAAGAAGUGCUUGGAUCUCUAUCAAAGGCUGCGAAGCAAGCGCGACUGGAGAAGUUUGAGAUCCCGGCCAAGAUCAAGCUGAUAUCUGAGCCAUGGACCCCGGAGUCUGGCCUUGUCACUGCUGCCCUCAAGCUCAAGAGGGAAGUGCUCAGGAAGACAUAUGAGGAUGAUCUUGCUAAACUAUACGCCUGAUGAUCAAUGCUGAAUUGCUGAUUAAGCCUACUCGACGUUUUGACACAACCAGCUACCGUAGGACAGAGCUCUUGUGAGCAAACUGAAGAUGCUGAUACCGGCAGGAGGUAGCCUGAAAUUUUGGAGCUGUGGUUGUUUGAUCUUUUGGAGCUAGCACAAUUAUGUGUAGCCUCAUUUCACACUUACUUCUGUGUCUCUGCCAUAUUCUCUUGUGAAUUUACAUUGUUCAAAGGAAAAAAAAAAGGCAUUCUACAUAUUAUGGGGCUA